Molecule: messenger RNA, 1400 nt
Organism: Salvia hispanica
Lineage: Eukaryota; Viridiplantae; Streptophyta; Magnoliopsida; Lamiales; Lamiaceae
Product: UDP-galactose/UDP-glucose transporter 2-like
Biological process (GO): transmembrane transport; 3'-phosphoadenosine 5'-phosphosulfate transport
Cellular component (GO): endoplasmic reticulum membrane; Golgi membrane
Molecular function (GO): 3'-phosphoadenosine 5'-phosphosulfate transmembrane transporter activity
Source: RefSeq, a predicted model, not a curated record
UUUCUCUCUCUUGAUUGAAACGCUCAUGACAUUUCCCCGUCGAUGAACUGAUACGUUAGCCUUAAAUUCUGUGUUUCCGAUCCUCACUCACAUAGUCAACAUGCUAAUACGUUGAAUUCACUCAAUCCCACUUCAAAUUCUCAAGCACAUGCGCCCACCCAUUUCCAGGGCUUUUAGUUUUGAGUAGUAAAAAACCUUUCUUGAGAGAGAGAAGAUGAAGAAUGAAGAGCAGGCGCGCUCCCUCUUUGGAAUUUCGCUGACGGAGAGGCCCAGAUGGCAUCAGUUCCUCAUUUGCUCAACUGGGUUUUUCUUUGGUUACCUUGUUAAUGGGAUCUGUGAGGAAUAUGUGUAUAACAGACUUCAGUUCAGUUAUGGAUGGUACUUCACCUUUGUGCAAGGAUGGGUGUACAUUUUGCUGAUAUAUCUCCAAGGAUUCACCACCAAGCAAAUGGUGAAUCCAUGGAAGAGUUAUGUCAAGCUCUCUGCUGUGCUCAUGGGUUCUAAUGGCCUCACCAAGGGCUCCUUGGCCUUCCUCAACUAUCCCGCGCAGAUCAUGUUCAAAUCCACCAAGGUUCUCCCGGUGAUGGUGAUGGGGGCGUUUAUUCCUGGCCUGAGACGGAAAUACCCUCCUCACGAGUAUAUAUCUGCUGUGCUCUUGGUUGUCGGGUUGAUUCUGUUCACCCUGGCAGAUGCCCAAACGUCUCCCAAUUUCAGCGUGAUAGGCGUGAUGAUGGUGUCCGGGGCGCUGAUUAUGGAUGCUUUCUUGGGGAAUCUGCAGGAAGCUAUCUUCACCAUGAAUCCUGAGACGACACAGACGGAGAUGCUCUUCUGCUCCACGCUCGUGGGGAUGCCCUUCUUGAUCCCACCAAUGUUGCUCACAGGAGAACUUUUCACGGCUUGGGAUUCUUGCUCAAAGCAUCCCUAUGUUUACGGAGUUCUGAUCUUUGAAGCCAUGGCCACCUUCAUCGGGCAGGUCUCGGUCCUCUCCCUCAUUGCCCUGUUCGGGGCAGCCACCACAGCGAUGGUGACGACUGCGAGGAAAGCGGUGACGUUGUUGCUGUCGUACAUGAUAUUCACAAAGCCUUUGACAGAGCAACAUGGGAGUGGACUGCUGCUGAUAACAAUGGGGAUUGUGUUGAAGAUGCUGCCGGAGAACAAGCCGCCUUUGAAGAGGGCCUCGAAUCCAAAGGCGAAGAAGGUUGAAAUGGAGUCCCGACACGGGGAAGAAGAAGACAAGAGCAGCAGCAGGGUUCAGAUAGGAAUCGAGGAAGAUGAGGAAAAGAGACCUUUGGUUUAAAAUGAAGUUUAGUGAUAUAUAGUUUUCGAUGGCUUUUACCAUGUAAUGUAGUCUUAAAACUUUUCAUUUCAUUGAAUGUGCAAUGAGUUGUGAUAUUUUGACA